AAAAUUCACUAUAAAUGUUGCUAAGCUUUUCUAAUCAGAAUUGAGCAAUAAUGUAAAUGGCAAUCAGGAAUUGAAAAUGGAGCUUCUCUACAAUGUUGCAAAGCUUGUGCAAUCAGUGGGGUAUUUACAGUUAAAUUAAAUUUAAUGGCUAUUGUGAGGCUUGAACUUAAAAACAAAGUUGCAGAGCUUUUGAGAAAAGAUUAGUCGAAAGAGUUACUUCAAGAUGCUGACCUUGACAUUGGCAUAGCAGCUGGUUUACCACCAUGGAACUUGAUACAUAUAGUUUGGUAUAUAGUAUGGAACAGAAUGUUCACUCUAACGAGGCAAUUAAUAAAACAUAGGCAAUUAAUUAAAUUAAAUCGUUAGGCAAGAGCCGGCGAUAACCUUUCGCAUCGAUUGGAGCUUAAAGCGUGAGAGAAUCUGCGAGUCGAGAGCAAAAAAGGCGGAGAGCGGGAGACAUGGGCGGCUGUUACGGGGGGUUACGCCCCACAUGCCCCCGAAAAUGUAUUUUUAAAAUAACAUAUUCUAUUAGCUAUUUGUAAGGCCAAGAAUAUGCGAAGCUAAACUAAAAGCUAAUAAGUACAUACGGCAAAUACUUUGUGUUUUGUGUUGGAAUUCAAAGGUUUGACAUAAGUAUGUGUUUUACCCCCCUUUGGGAAAGUGGUUUUCGCCUACGCUCCUGGCCAUGAAAACACCAAGCUUUAGUCAGCUGUGAAAAAGCUGCCAAAUCAGGUAAAAGCCAAAGCGAGUUACUGAAGAGAGAGAGCCAACUGUUGCCGCCACAGUGAGUGGGAAAUUAGAAAGUAAUUUAGUCUGGUAAUUGAAUCAUGGACCUGAAACAACGCACAUAUCUCCUGGUGACCGGAGCCUCCCGUGGAAUUGGCCGCGAGUUCGCCCAGCAGCUGGCCAAGCGGUUUAGGGCCGAGGGCUCCGUGGUGACGCUGCUGGGACGCAAUCAGGCACUCUUGGAGGAGACCAAGGCGGAGAUUGUGGCCACAGUACCAAGUCUGCCCGUGCACACCUACUCGCUGGAGCUGGAAAUGGCCAAAGCGGAGGACUUCAGCAAGAUUCUGGAGGCUACCGGCGGCGGAAGCAGCAGUUUCGAGCGAGCCAUUGUCAUCCAUAAUGCCGGCACAGUGGGCGACACGUCCAAGAGGGCCAAGGAGAUCGGGGAUACGGACUACCUGCAGAGCUAUUACCACUCAAAUGUCUUCUCUGCCAUUUCGCUGAACUGCGAAUUCAUGCGCGUCUUUCAGGCAAUCCCCAAGUUGGUGGUCAAUCUCAGCACCUUGGCAGCCAUUGCUCCCAUAUCCUCGAUGGCUCACUACUGCACAGUGAAAGCAGCCCGUGAGAUGUACUUUCGGGUGCUGGCCACCGAGGAGUCCGCCGACGACACUCUGGUGCUCAACUACGCGCCCGGUGUCAUUGACACCCAGAUGACCGUUCAGGUGCAGCGAGAGGCACACGAUCCCGCCGUGGUUGCCAUGUUUCGGGAGCAAAGGGAAUCCAAGACCAUGCUGACACCCGGCCAGACGACGGAGCGGUUCAUCAAGGUCCUGGAGGCGUUCAAGUUCAAGUCCGGCGAUCAUGUGGACUACAGGGAUGAGAAGUUCUAGCUUGUUAAUCAGUAUGUUAUUAUCUGUGGUAAUGGGGCUUAUGUAUUAAAACAUUCAAAUGGUAAAACAAUUAAA
Molecule: messenger RNA, 1691 nt
Organism: Drosophila yakuba
Lineage: Eukaryota; Metazoa; Arthropoda; Insecta; Diptera; Drosophilidae
Gene: Sptr
Product: sepiapterin reductase
Exons: 1
Coding region: 828-1616 (262 amino acids)
Biological process (GO): tetrahydrobiopterin biosynthetic process
Molecular function (GO): sepiapterin reductase (NADP+) activity
Source: RefSeq, a predicted model, not a curated record